This is a messenger RNA of Culicoides brevitarsis, 1242 nucleotides long. Its product is annotated as 2-oxoglutarate and iron-dependent oxygenase JMJD4 homolog. Gene Ontology annotation, cellular component: cytoplasm; nucleus. Lineage: Eukaryota; Metazoa; Arthropoda; Insecta; Diptera; Ceratopogonidae. Gene Ontology annotation, biological process: protein hydroxylation; positive regulation of translational termination. The record is from RefSeq and is a predicted model, not a curated record. Gene Ontology annotation, molecular function: sequence-specific DNA binding; 2-oxoglutarate-dependent dioxygenase activity. The transcript has a single exon. Bases 43 to 1242 code for a protein of 399 amino acids.
AUUUAUUUUUGUUUUUAGAACGCAAUUUUCUGAUGUAAAUAAAUGGAAAAUUCACGAAAAAUCAGGAUUUCUGGAACCGAAAUUCAUUCGGAGCCGUUUUGUGACUAUGAAAAGUGGUCAGAAAUCCCAAAAGAAUCAUCUGACACUCUUUCGUACUCGGAUUUCUUCUCAAAAUACAUGACGCGCAACUUACCUGUGAUCAUCAGUCUCGAUUUGAGUCAAUGGGACUCUUUUAACAACUGGAUCUCGCCCGAUCGAACAUCCUUGAACGUUGAAUACUUGAAAUCUCGCCUCGGAAACUUACCGGAAGUCCCAAUUGCCAAGUGUGAGGAGCAAUAUUUCGAUUCGCAUCGCAAAAUCCAGAUGUCUUUUGAUGAUUUCCUGACUUAUUGGAAGUCGCGUGACGCUGAAAAGCCUCCCACGGAGCUUUUAUACCUGAAAGACUGGCAUUUACGACACGAGUUACCUGAUUACAACUUUUACCACGUACCUGAAUACUUUUCCUCGGACUUUUUGAACGAAUAUCUCGUCGAUACGCAACAGGACGACUACAAAUUCGUCUAUAUCGGUCCCGCAGGCAGCUAUACUCCCUUUCAUGCGGAUGUUUUUUCCUCAUUUUCGUGGUCUGUGAAUAUCUUUGGGAGGAAAACUUGGAUUUUUGUGCCGCCCGGCGAGGAAAAAAAGCUCAAAGACAAGUUCGGAAGUCUCCCAUUCACGAUUGACGUGGAAAUUUUGAGGGAAAAAAACGUUAAAUACUUUGUUGUGACGCAAGAAACGGGAAAUGCGAUUUUUGUGCCCAGCAAUUGGCAUCACCAAGUCACCAAUGAAGUCGAUACGGUGUCAAUUAAUCAUAAUUGGUUCAAUGGAGCCAACUUAAAAGCUAUUUAUGAUGCGUUAAAGGCAUGUGAAGAGAGUUGUCGGAAGGAAAUUAGUGAUUGUAGCGACAUGGAAGGCUUUGAUCAGCAAUGUCAAGUAAUGGUGAAGAGUCUUUUUGGCAUGGAUUAUGAGGGAUUUUUGAAAAUUCUCUCGCAUAUCGUUGAAAAAAGAGCAAAAAUGUUGGAAAAUGACGAAAUUUCAACGAGUUGCGAUGAAUUUGUCUUCGACGAGAGCCAUUUAAAGUACGAUUUGGACCGAAUUUCAGCAGUUUUGAAGCAAAUGUCUGACGAAAAGUUGCUGCUCGAUCUCAAUUUGAAAAGUUUUUGUGAUAAAAUUCUACAAAAAGCGCAGAAAAUCUUAUCAUAA